AUGGAUUCAAAAGUCGUUCUGAAGGACAAAAAUCCCCAUGAUACAGCUAAUAUUUUCUCGAAAAUAUUUUUAUGGUGGUGUUUUGGUCUCUUUCGUAAAGGAUAUAAACAAGGCCUUACAAUUGAAGAUCUGUUUCAAGCGCGUGAUGGCGAUCACUCAGGGCGACUUGGCGAUCGCUUGGAAGAGGCGUGGCAAAAAGAACUUGAUAACGCUCGUCGCAAAGACUCAAAACCUUCACUUACGAAAGCUAUAUUAAGGUCCUUUUGGCUUGAAUACAUGAUAUGUGGGUUUUUCAUUGGCAUACUAUAUGUUGUUUUAUGGCCAUUAAUUCCUUUCACUCUGGCAUUAUUUAUUGGAUAUUUUUCCGAUGAAAAGACUCCAGAAAAUUACAGAAAUGCUCAUAUUAAUAACUUUCUUAUGAAUUUCUUAAGUAUUUCAACAUCCCUUAUGAUGAAUCAUCUACAAUUGACUCAAUAUUGUAUUGGAAUGAGAGUAAGAAUUGCUUGCUGCUCUUUACUGUAUAGAAAGAUAUUGAAACUCAAUUGUUCUGGUCUGGGUAAAACUGAGCCCGGACAGGUGAUAAAUUUAAUGUCAAAUGAUGUUAACCGCUUUGACACAGCAGCUCAAUUUUUGCACUAUUUAUGGGUUAUGCCGAUCGUGGUACCAGUAGUAUCGUAUCUCGUGUGGCAGCACGUUGGCCUGGCGACACUAGCAGCGCUCGCCGUUAUAUUUCUGCAGACUGUCGUUGUUCAAGCAUACUUAAGUAGCCUUCAAGGUAAAUUGAGAGGGAAAAUUGCUAAACGAACUGAUGAAAGAGUUAAAGUGAUGAGCGAACUCGUGAAUGGAGUCCAAGUCAUAAAGAUGUACGCUUGGGAGAAACCCUUUGAGAAAUUGGUGGAUAAACUGAGAAGAUUGGAAGUGAAAUACAUAUUGAAGACUUCUUUUAUUAAAGGAUUCUCGACUGCACUGAGUGUGUUCACGGAGCGUUUCAUCCUAUACGCAGCAGUCGUAACAUUUGUCCUGAUGGGCGGUAAUAUACGAGCCGAAAUAACUUUUUCUCUAGUGCAAUACUUUAAUCUUUUGCAGUUUACCUGCAAUAUAUGUUUCCCUCUGGGUCUAGUAUUUUUGGCGGAAUCCAGGGUUUCCGUGCGAAGAUUGGAGGAAUUCCUCUCGUUGGAUGAACUAAAAUCACAUAAAGCUAAGGAGCUUCAUCAUCUAAAUUAUAAAAACCUUAUUAAUGGCAUGGAUAAAGAAAAACAAUCGGAGAAGGACAAACCAAAUCCAACAGGGUUGACACUGACCAACAUUAGUGCCAGUUGGUCGCAGAACCCUAUUGUAGAGACUUUGAGAAAUAUAACGUUGAAUGUAAAACCCGGAGAGUUUGUAGGUGUCGCCGGACUUGUUGGAUCAGGAAAGUCAAGCCUAUUGCAACUGAUUCUGGGUGAGUUAGAACCAUCGCACGGGACCGUCUCUUUAGGCGGUGCGCGAAUAUCGUACGCCAGCCAGGAGCCGUGGCUGUUCGUUGCUACCGUGCGUCAGAAUAUUCUAUUUGGACUGCCCUACGAUCGCAUGCGUUACAAAAAGGUGGUAUCAGCAUGUGCAUUACUUCGUGAUUUUGAGUUGCUGCCGGCUGGCGACGCAACAUUGGUGGGUGAACGAGGCAUCAGUUUGAGCGGAGGGCAACGCGCCCGUAUUGGUCUAGCCCGAGCUUGCUACAGACAGGCAGAUCUAUAUCUUUUGGACGACCCGCUGUCGGCCGUGGACACGCGCGUGGGCAAACACCUAAUGUCUGAGUGCAUCACCGGCCUCCUACAGAACACCACACGCAUCCUAGUAACUCAUCAGCUACAUCAUCUUAAGGCAGCCGACAAUAUCAUAAUUCUACGUAACGGAGAAAUUGAAACUCAAGGCACCUUUAAAGAAGUAUCCGGCUCACCGUUAUUCAAAGAACUGCUAGAAGAAAAUGAACAAACUGAAGUUGAAGAUGAUGACACCGCGAAGGGGCGCACAACACUUAUCCGACAGCGGAGUACGUCCAUAAAGUCGCGCACCAGUGUUAAUAGUACGGUUACAGAAUAUGGGAAUGAAAAUGAGGAAGAACCCGAAGAAACCGCUGAGCUCAUGGAAAAAGGGCGCGUGUCCGGGUCCGUGUACGUGAAGUACUUCCGUGCGGGCGGCGGCUGGGCGAUGUUGGCUUUCACGCUCUUAUCCAUUUUACUGGCACAGGUUAUUACCUCCAUCAGCGACCUCUGGCUCACGCAUUGGAUGAACGACGUGGAUGCGAAAUACUUACGAUUCGAAGACAAGAAUUUCAUUACUAAUUACACCAGCACCAACGACGAGACAAACGUACUCAAGGAAACAACUGAAUCACUUAUCGUGGAUGAUACAACUUCACCGACGACAAUGGAUCCAAACCUUACCGUCAUAGGCACAAUGGUUAAAACAGCAAUAACUAUACAGAAUAUUACUGUAGGGGAGGAACCAUUUGAACAUUCUUAUUAUAUCUACAUUUGGACGAUCGCUAUACUUGGAUGCAUUUUGCUUACAAUUGAAAGAUCUUUGUUGUUUCUUUGGAUAUGCAUGCGCAGUUCUAUUAAGUUGCACAAUUUAAUGUUCAGUAACAUUCUUGCGGCCACAAUGCGCUUCUUUGACACUAACCCUUCAGGACGCAUUCUAAACAGAUUUUCCAAGGACAUGGGCACUGUUGAUGAGAUGCUACCGAGAAUGAUCUUGGACAGUUUGCAGGUGUUUAUGGUUAUGCUGGGAAUUUUGGUAAUGGUGGCUAUAGUGAACCCGUACAUGUUGCUUACGACUGCUGUCUGCGGUGUGUUCAUGUACAUGUGGACUAUGGUCUAUCUCAGCACAGCGCAAGCCAUUAAGAGGUAA
This is a messenger RNA of Parnassius apollo (apollo), 2889 nucleotides long. The record is from the annotation of a GenBank genome assembly. NCBI's taxonomy places the organism in Eukaryota, Metazoa, Arthropoda, Insecta, Lepidoptera, Papilionidae.